AAUUAGUAGAACUUACUACCUUUGUUAUUGAUGCUCCAAUAUUAAAUUGUGAACUAUCUUUCGUACUUUUAUACGAUGGUUCGUCUGACUGAGAGAAUAGAUACUUUCAGCUAAGAAGAGUGGUACCUGCUGAAUAUGAAGGGGAGUGGGUGUAAUACAAGUGAGACCAGUGAGAAAUGGGUUAGGAAUAAUGGAUGUCAGCAAGUCUCAAGUAUGGAGUCCAAUGAAACCAAUAACUUAAGAUUUGAAGACAUUAAGUACUUUGUUCUUCAAGGAAGAGCUGGCAAAAAGUUUAUCCUGAAAGGUAUCACUGGAGAGUUUAAAUCUGGUGAACUAAGUGCAAUUAUGGGACCCAGUGGGGCUGGAAAAAGUUCAUUGAUGAAUAUUUUAGCUGGUUGUUGUACAAGAAACGUUAUUGGUGAAGUGUAUGUUAGUUCGUCGCCAAGGAAUCUACAACAGUUCCGAAAGAUGUCAUGUUAUAUAAUGCAAGAUGAUUUAUUGCUUCCUCAUCUUUCAAUAGAUGAGGCAAUGAUGUGCAGUGCUAAUCUAAAGUUAAGUGAAAAAACCAGUUAUGCCGCUAAAAGGAAAAUUGUUGAUAACAUCAUAAAUCUGCUUGGACUGAGAGAAGCUGUGCACACGAGAACUUCUCAACUUUCUGGUGGUCAAAAGAAGCGCCUAGCAAUUGCUCAAGAGUUAGUUAACAAUCCUCCAAUAAUGUUUUUCGAUGAACCAACAAGUGGAUUAGAUAGUGCUUCAUGCUAUCAUUGUAUUUCUUUACUACGACGACUGGCACGUGGUGGUAGAACAAUAAUCUGUACAAUACAUCAACCAAGUGCAAAAAUAUUUGAAUUAUUUGAUCAUUUAUACUUCCUAACUGAUGGACAUUGUAUUUAUCGUGGACCAGUUUCAUGCUUAGUUCCAUACUUGGCUACACAAGAUUUAAUUUGUCCAUCUUAUCAUAAUCCUGCUGAUUAUUUUAUGGAAGUGGCUUGUGGUGAACAUGGUGAGCAUAACAUGCGAUUAGCAAUGACUGCACGUCGUGGAGCACUUGAUGAAACAGUAAAUUAUUUAAAAGAGAAAAGAGCCUUCCUAAGUACUUCAGCAAGUAAUACAACUGAACGUCCAAUAGAUAAUGUCCAGUUGAUUGUCACCUCCUCUUCACCCUCAUCAUCUUCCUCACUGUCAGCUUAUCAUUCACCAGUUAGAAAGAAUGAUGAUAAUUCAAGGAAAAACUCUAAACAACUUGCGAAAGAUGAGACAUCAUUACACAUGGAAAUGUCUGUUUUCCUACCUCAUGCUAAUGGCCCUGUACAUACUGUAAAUCAAAGUUUUGUCAGUUCAGAUUGUAUAAAAUACGAUGACCCUAGUCGUGAAUUUGCUGCAAAUCAAUUAACACAAUUUCGAGUACUUUUUGUCAGAAAUGUUUUCUCAAUUAUGCGUGAUUCGACGUUAACCCAUCUACGUUUUGUGUCACAUAUAGUUGUGGGCAUUUUAAUCGGUCUUUUAUAUUUUCGUAUUGGAAAUUUGGGUUAUGAAGUUAUUAGUAAUGCAGCAUUUGUUUUCUUCACACUAUUAUUUCUUAUGUUUGCUGCUUUAAUGCCAACGGUGAUGACAUUUCCUCUUGAAAUAUCUAUAUUCUUCCGUGAACAUUUAAACUCAUGGUAUAGUUUAAAAGCUUAUUAUUUAGCGAAAUCAUUAGCUGAUGUACCAUUCCAAAUAUUUUUUCCUAUUGUUUAUGCAAGUAUUACUUAUUGGAUGACUGAACAGCCAAAUGAUGCUAUAAGAUUUUUUCAAUUUCUAAUCAUAUCUGUUCAAACAUCAUUAGUUGGUCAGUCAUUAGGUCUUGUAAUUGGUACAGCUACUUCAUUACAGGUAGCUGUAUUCCUCGGGCCUGUGACUGGUAUUCCAAUUCUUUUAUUCUCUGGAUUUUUUCUUAGUUUAUAUUCUAUACCAAAGUAUUUACAAUGGCUAUCGUAUAUAUCAUUUACUAGAUAUUCUUUUUCUGGAGCACUCAAGAUUAUCUACGGCAAUAAUCGUACAGAUCUUGAUUGUCUUCGUAAACGUGUUAAUAAAAUCAGUUAUCCUUGUCUUGGUAAACCGACAAUGGUAUUUCAAGCAUUAAAUAUUCCAGAGUAUAAUGUUUCUGUAGAUUUUGGUGUAUUGUGUAUAUUCUUCCUAUUUUUAAGAAUACUCGGCUAUUACAUAUUGAGAUGGCGUGUUCGUGGUCAACGUUAAUAUCAAAAUGAUGAAGGGGGGCAUUUCCUCAUUUGUUUUUCAAUUUGUACCAUUAUAAUUCGCUCUCAUUUGCUGACAACUGAAGUGUGAGAAAACGCUCACUUCAGUUGUGCGUUUUUUCUUCCAGACUAGAAGAAACAACUUGUUUUACGUGUCAUUUGUCUUCAAUUAUUCCGAAUUUCGUCUUCUAUUCUAAGGUUGAGCUAAUCUUGAUCUCUCUCACUAAUCACCGUUCAAAUUUAUAAUUUCUGACAAUCAUUUCUCGGCAGAUUAGAUGUUAUCGAUACUUGGAUAUUUAUGCGUUUCUUUACCAUGAAAAUAAGUGACUUCAGAAGAUAUUUUCCAAUUGGGUUCUACUUAUUUUUCAUUUCGAUUUCUACCUUGUAAUAAACUUUUGUCCUUUCUCCUUCUAACCAUCAUGCUAGAAAAAUAAAAGCAACAAAAUCUUAUCAGAAUAGAAUAUAUAAAUAUAUGUGUAUACAUUUCUCUAUUUUAUAUAUUUCCACUUCAAUGGUUUCCUUGUCUAUUCCAUUUUUUCGUUUCAUGCUGCAUAUAUGUGUCGCAUAUAUAUAUAUAUAUAUAUAUACAUAUUACUUGUGAAAACCUUCCAUUUCUAGCGAAAGAGCUGAGCCUCUCAGCUUUCUUCUUUCUCUUUUCUACACUUCGUCUUCUAUGUCUGGAUACGGAGGUUGGAGUUAAUCUCACUCGUCUACACAAAUGUAUAUAUACUCGUUGUGUAAUUAAUUGAAUCUUAUGAUAUCUGUGACAGUAGAAGCGAAAUAAAAAAACAAAUCAAAGACACCUUCAGAUGUCUAUUCUCCAUAUUUAUUUUUCUCUCUCUAGAAGGUGGCAUUGUUUCUCGUCUUUAUUUCGCCUUCUUUCGUGUCAGGCGUUUAUCGACAAUCUCGUGUUAUUUUUCUUUCCUUACCCAUCAUCGAUAUGCAUAAAUGAUUUUUAAGUGAAAUACUAACAACUAACACAUAUGGUGCAAAGAAAAUGGUUUUCUUCUGCAAUUCGUCUUUUUUUGUUGUCUAAUAUUCUUUUCUUUCACAUAUUAUUAUUUAUGCGUUAGCUAGCGUAAAAUAUUAGAUUUGUUACUGUCGUUUUUGUCUGCUAAGAGAAAGUGUACAUUACUUAUUCCUUGUGUUUCCAGUGGAAUAUGAGGCUAUAAAUUUCAUGCUUUGAAGUUUUCGUUGUGACGGUGUUGUUUCUACGCGGCGAUCUCAUGUCUGAUCUUCUGCGUUUUUUGGGUUUACUACAGGGCUUCGAGCUAGGGGCUUGAAGUUUCUGUAGCAGUGCUUAUUUUUACAGGAUGGGGUUGCUUGCCUCAUUCCCAACCUUUCCUCUUCACCAGCA
Trichobilharzia szidati is the source of this 3591-nucleotide messenger RNA. Lineage: Eukaryota; Metazoa; Platyhelminthes; Trematoda; Strigeidida; Schistosomatidae. The record is from the annotation of a GenBank genome assembly.